Messenger RNA from Spirometra erinaceieuropaei, 11760 nucleotides. Lineage: Eukaryota; Metazoa; Platyhelminthes; Cestoda; Diphyllobothriidea; Diphyllobothriidae. The record is from the annotation of a GenBank genome assembly.
AUGCUGCCCAAGGUGGAAAGUGCUGCACCCGGGGAACUCAAGGCCGACAAAUGUCUCGUUAUCGUGUCUGUGGACAGGGGCCGUUUCAUGGUUGUUUUGGACGGGACAGAUUACCUUCAAAAUGUCAAACGUUUACUGGAGAGUUGCCAGUCAUGCGGUCCGUGCGCAACCAACCUCGAAAAAAUGCUGACACGAGAAAUCUAUGCGAUGCUGUCGGAUGUAAAGAACUCAGGUGCAAUAUCGCCUGUUGACAGACGCAUGGCGAGAGCCCAGGACAUGGCUUUUGCCCGAUUCUAUGGUCAUUCCAAGGUGCGCAAAGUGGGUGUCCCACUCCGACCCAUCGUAUCACUCAAAGGUACUGCAGCCUAUGGACUAGCAAAAUGGUUGCUUCGCUGUCUCUAAUUUCUGACCGCAAAUUCGGACACUACAGUCAGUUCUUCAACAGUAUCCUUGGGUAAGUCCCUUGCCAUGUGACGUCAUGGUAUCCUUUGACGUCACGUCCCUUAUUAUUUCUAGUCCGCUUAACCUGGCAGUCGAUUACAUCGAAUUACACCUGAGAGACUAACACGAUCAAAGGGAGAAACGCCUCGGACAGGCCUAAAUCCUCCAACUGCUGAAAUUCGGUCUCAAAACGUACUUCAGGUUUGACAGAACAAUCUACGAUUCGAGACUCUUGGAUAAAAUGGUGGAGUCGCUAGUCUUCCGACACCACAGAUCAACAUUCUGGGCUCAGCCUGUAGGUCAUAACUUCGUCGUCAUUGAACGGGAGCAGGUGCUAGCUUUCAAAGAACGUCUCAACGCCGUUGACGCGGACAUAGAAUUUGCGAUGGAGGAAGAAGCAGACAACUAGCUGGCCUUCCUGAUGUCCUCGUCUGCCGCAGAAAUUGCGGCGGCAUUAAAACCAAAAUGCUCAGGGAAGAGACAAACAGGACACAAGUACUGAGCUACAACAGCAACCACUCAAUUAGCAACAGGCUCAAUUUCGUCAGGACGCUAUGCCGAUGUGUGGAAGUACACUGCAGUGAACGGGAAGGACAAGGCUGCUGGAUUACAAUAUCUUCGACGGGUGCUUAGAGCUAAUGGCUACCCGCGCAACUUCGUCAACUGCGAGCGAUGAGCGCGAGAGCCGAUGAUUUUGACCAGCGCGCAGGAGCAUAGCAACUGCAUGGCGAUCGUACACUGUAUCAUCUGAUUAGUCGGGCCUACAUGUCGUCGAGAGCUGCCGACUGUGACAGAUAUGUGGCGGCCUAGCAAUUGUAUAACAUAAGCACUGCAAUACAUAGGUUAUCCACUUCCGUUAUCUGGCUCUGUCUUUGAAGAAUAGCUCUGAAUACACGUUCCUCAGAAAAAUGAUUUGGUCAUCGAUCGUAUCUACAGGCCGAGCAUGACAUUUGCAGCUACUUUGUAGUUUAGUACUUUACGGAAAUGGCGUUCUCCGUCUACCGGGAAAUAGUGCCAAAUUGUGUACUGCACGAACUAGUCAGGUCGGAAGGGUGCGCCCCAUGUCUCAUAAAUUUUAGGCAAACUCGUUGUGGCAGUUUCAAUGAAUCUAUAAGUUAAAGACGUCAGACUAGAAAAUCUUAUCGUUUGUUCGGCAAAUUGGCUAGGUCGCAGUUGGUAGCCAGGAAUGGGGAAUCGGACGGCGACCUUAACCCUAACCCUAACCUUAACCCUAACCUCAACCUUAAACGUUAACCGUUAACCCUAACGACAAUCCCAAUCCUAACCCUAACCGAAAUUGUAAACGGAAGCGUAGCCCUUGGACAUAGCCGUAACUGAAAAACCCGACCGUAAUACUGAAACCUAAUCGUGCGCUCAAACCCUACCCGUAACCCGAAAACCUAAGCCUAAAUGCAUAACCCUAACCCGAAAAUCGGGAACCAUUAACCGGUAUCCUAAUCCUAACCUCAAACGUAAAACGGAAGCCAAAUGGGUCAGAUGCGAUUAUGGAACCCCAAAAAAUAGCCCCAAUAAACAAACCCCCCGCCACCCUUAAUAUGGGCCUGGCUACCAACUGCGAUCUAGCCGGCAUAUUUAUAACAGGGCUUUUUAUACGCUCCCCGGUACAAUGUUGGCCUAUCCGAGAUAGUUCGGAAUGCGUUUGAAUUCGUAGGCUCGGAAUCUCUGAUAGAUUUUCAGCCAGUCAACUACGUCGCGCGGCAUAAUGCGCGGGUUUGAGUUGACUUAGUUGGCGACAUGUUGGGCACAUAUGCGUGCCUCCGCGUUUUGUAGGAGCCUGAAUUCAGUGACCGUUUCUGAAUGCUGGGCUGUUGGUGGACUUGAUUGUGCGGUCAGCACGUCUGGCGGGCCAACACACUUGACCUCACAACAGCGACAACAACAAUAGCCGCAGCAAGUUUCAUUGAACUUGCCGCAUUCGUGCCAGCGUGGACUCACACACAUAAGCGCUGGUGUCAGUUGAGACAAGCACAUGCAAUUUAGCCGUCAGUAGCAUCAGCUACUUCGGUCUCAAUUGUCUGGGCAGAGAGUUUAAAAAAAUCAAUAUCCACUGCGAAAGUCCUUGUUAAUAUUAUAACAUAUUAGUAACGGCAUUGUCAGUACAGAACUUUUCUGUGCUUGUUGAUAUUUGGUAAAAAAAGUGAACAUACAAAAAACCAUCGGAAACUCUACCAGUUUUGAACGCUUCAUCUUCCUCCUAAUCAAUUCAGUUCAGUUUAGGUGACAUUCAACUUUCCUUUCCACCACUUCACGGCAUCUGCUUCUGCAUUGCGUUAGCUGGAAAUAUACAUCUGUACCUUAAACUUGCCAUGAACAUAGUCCACGUCCAAUGGUCCUAGGAGCAUAGUGCUAGUUUGACCCUCGACUCUGACGAUGCCUGUCAUAUGCACCACAACAGAGUGGUCCCGGAGACGGGGAGUUGCCCGGGAACAGGCGUGUUAUUUGAUAAGAAGUAUAAGUGACCGCUGGAAAAACAGCUUUAUCCGCCUGCCGUUUCAGGUUCUCACUCGAAAACAUCACCAGAGAGAGUGACAGACCAGAUAUUGAUUGCAAAAAUUCUUGCUGGAUUUCCGAAAAGUCAAUCAAGCAAAUAUUAAUGCGCACAAGACUGUCUGCGGAUUGAUUGACAAAAAAGCAAUAACUUCAUGAUCCCCAUCAAUUCUGUGCGAGAUGUUUACAAUCUUCCCCCUAGCUGAUGUAAGUUCAACACACGUGAAACUAGGUAUAGGCCGAUAGUGUGUAGCCACCCACAACCUCACAAUAACCGACGGCAUCAGGUCAGUAGACUUGCUGGGGUGAUUUACACACACACACACGCACAUACAUACACAUAUAUAUAUAUAUAUAUAUAUAUAUAUAUAUAUAUAUAUAUCAUUUCUAUCAUCCUCCGAAGAAAACAACACGGUAAUAUAUCCGCACCUGGAAUCUUCACAUAUUUAUGUGAAUAGCCAGCCUCAGCAACCCAUUUGAAAAUGUUGCCUGCCUUCUUCACCGCACUAUGGUUUUACGCGUCCCUGGCAUUGGGUUGCCUUAACUAUAAAGGUAAGUUUUGGGGUAGUUGAAAACCUCAGCUUUCACUAUCAUUUUCUCCUAACUAUGUGAUAUUUUUCAUCACGCAAUUGGCAUAUGCAAGAAUAAACUAUGUAAAUCCACUUAUGUUCGCCUGUCACCCUCUGCACAAUCCAAUCAAACUUAUAAACAGUUCAUUCGCAGAUUCAGAAUUAUCUUUUUAGUUAUUUCCACGAGAAUGCAAAAAGUCAAAUAAUGCCGCUCAACAAUGGACAUUACUUCCAAAAUAAGGGGUUCGGAUAGUUUGCCCAAACUGCUUCGAAGGUUAGACGAAAGGGGGGCAUAUAACGCCCCAUGGGAGCCCUCUCAUCAUUGACUAGUCUAAUUAUGUGCCCACUUCAUCCUCGCAGAUUCGUGCCCCUUCCAAGUGACGGACGAUCUGGCAGCGGUUGUGCAAUCAUACAUGUCUUCUUCCUCAGCAAAAUACAUCAAAAUCAAAAUAGCGGAUGGACCUGGUUGCCAAAUUCGUCUUGAAGGCCUUCAGUUCAGCAUCAAUAGUAGCUGCGACAUGGUUAUAACAGAACAGCAAAAUUCGAAUUCUCAGCACCUUUGCCAAAUGCAUAUUGACUUCGCAAAUGUAAGCCUCAUCUGUCAGGUGCGUGUAUCCUUUUCUUCGAAUAUAUGAGCUCCUUUCAGCUUGAAGGAUUCAGUGAAGUUAGCAGGAACAUUUUCAUUUACCACAACAUCCCAGUGCAAAUCACCGCGCUCGUCCGUCAUCUCCGGGGCAGGCGCCGUCUGCGUGUUUCCUCUGGACUUGCAUUUCCCCAACACACAAUCCACUGCCAUGAAUUCUACUACAGCCUCGGGUUGCCAGAGGAGGUCAAAAUAAAUCUGCUGUCCGUUUUGAGGCAUUCACUUGUGUCCAAUUUUUCUGCCCGGUGUGUUAUUUGAAAUACUCCAAGCAGGAAGACUCAUCAACAGUGUGAUUCCUUUUAAACGAGUGAAGCCACGCAUUCUGUCUUUUGUUAAAAUAUAUUUGCUGCCACUUAUUACCUUUUCGGUUGGAAUUGCUUACAUAUCGGUGGUGGUGGAGGUGCUUAUGAAGUUUCAGUCUGUGGGCAGUGCGCCACGCCUCUUUGUCUGAUGCACGGUGACCCACCUAAGUGCAGGGCUUAUAAAAUUUCGGGACACUUCUCUGUUUAGUAGGCGCCACCUGUGACAGUUGCGUUUGAUUCAGCUUUUAUGACGACUAAUGAAAGACCAAAGACUCGUGCAGGAGUCCAUCGUCAGAGGUAGUAACAGCAGCAGCAGAACAAGCGACAGUUAUAGGGUGUGAAAGCUAAUCAUCGACCGAUGGCACAAGAUUGGAGGUGACUGCGCAGGGCUCUGUACGCCGGCGCCGGAUCGACGAAUCGGCUGACUAGGUGGAGGAAACGGGAAUGUAGAAAUUGAAGGUCACUAUUUUUCAAAACUCAGAUGAGACAAUUUGACCGUCAACUCUGACAAUGUCCACCGUAGGCACCACAGAAGGUGAUCAGCACGUGAAUUCGUUUGCAGUUACAGAGGACUUACGUAGCACCUAGCACACCCUCUCCUCCUCCCUCACCUGGGUCCGGGGUCAAGACCGAGAAAACGGCAAUGUAGAAAUUGCAGGCCACAGCUUUUUCAAACUCAGAUCUGUCUGCUUGACCGUCGAGUCUGACGAUGUCCACCGUAGGCACCACAAUGGAUUGGGCGCGGAUACGCUGACUUGUGCGUGAAUUAGUUUGCAGUGACAGCAGACCUACACAGCAUCUAGCACACUCUCUCCUCCCCCCUCACCUGGUCCAUGUGUCAAGCCAGAGUCAAGAUGCCCAAAGAUGGAAGAGGACGCAGGUGACCGGCACGUCGUAAACCCGCACCUAGUCGCAGCACCACUCCUCUAGUUCUACGUUGAACACUGCUGGAAUUUUACACAACAAGAGGAGAGGGGAGGGGACGUUCGGAUCCCACGGCGUGGGGGUGCCAUAGAGGCCACGUUAGGACCGUGCCCUUGCAGCUUGACUCUACGUCCGCCAGUCGGCCAGUCCACACAAGUCCCUCCUUGGCUGACUGCGAGGUCCAAGUCAUUCCGUCAAUUGGCAAUCUUCCAAGCCACGACUUUUAGCGCACCCUGAUAGCUUUGAGUGGGUCAGAUUUUUCAUAGCGAGGAAAGUGCGCCGAGUCGUCGAUCUCACACUCUAUUCCCAUUAACAAGCAUCAGUCCACCAUCCGACACGGUCAGAUGUCUAGUAUGGAGAAUGGGCACAGUGGGUGAAACCCUCGUCUAGGAACCUCGUCUGAGCGUACCACAAACAUGAACUGCCCCCUCCCCCACGUCCUCAAUACAAGCACCAGGAUUUCACUCAGCAGGACUUGGGCAGCAUGGAUCUCACGUACGUGUGAGUACAAAAGUUCACAUUUCGAAGUGGGCAUUGUAGCCUGACUCUCAGUCCAACAGUCGGCCAGUUGACAAAAACACACAGUGGACUGACUGUGUGACCUGAAUUCAUUCAUCACUUGGUAACCUUCCAAACCAUGCCGCUAAACGCCCAGUGACAGUCUAUGGCUCUGAUCACCUAUACAGCAGAGGGGUCACAUGGAGAAUGAGUCGAGGAACACACUUCCAACUUGUGGGAGAGAUACCAAAUGCGUGCUUGCAUUGCGUGAUGUUUGGUGUGGUCAUGUGUGCUGUAGGUAAUGGUAAGGAGCGACGUUGUACAGAAGUAGAAGCGAUCGCUGUAGCAAGGGCUUUAUUCGUCCGACGUUUCGGAUUCUCACUUGAACCCAUCAUCAGAGACAGUGGCAGAAAAGGGUGACUCGUGCACAGGAAGUUGCAGUAUUUAUAGGAUGCAGUCGCUAUACUACCACAUACCCAUAGUAUUAAACCGCGCUCCCCUUCAUCAAGGACUGUUGCCCGCUGGUGCCCUUAUUGCUUGAUGGCCUGCAUGCAAGUUGUUAAUUGCUGAAAUCUCAUCACCCGUGGCGAAUGCUGGCGUGAUGACUGCUCGGCCGUCCGGUUCUCCGGCUUACGCGCUCUCCGAGUGGUCAAUUACUUUGGCCAGCCUAUACCUCAGCACGGAAUAUGGAGUGCAGAUGUCGUUGCACUUGUUAAUGGACUGAGAUCACGUGAACCAUGACUCAAGCAACACGCGGCUCACGCGAGAAUGACGGUCUCAUCGAGCUUGAAUGUGUGACCGUGCAUCUCCAUAAGACGAUCAGCCAUCUGAGAAAGUUGCGUUGCCGAAAGAAUGCCGAAGGCGGGUGCCAAAAUAUGCUGCACUUCCGGUGGAAAGUUGUCCAUCAUCAACGCCUAGCUUUACCGUAGAUUAGGAAGAAAGAUUGCUGUUCGAAAGGGGGUCACCAAUUGCCGAAUUUUGUGAGGGCGACAAGAUAAAGAUUCCCAAUCAAAAGUCAGGGAAGACGGUUUGAGUUGGACAACCUUUACUGCCCGAGGAAGUGCGUACACAAGGGCCUUGUAGGCAGUCGCCGCGAGCGCGCUCAAAGCAAGCUGUUGUCUGUGUCCGCCUUCGGGAUGUUCUCAGCGCGUGUGUGCGGCCUUCGUUGUCUCCACGUCGCCAGCCAAUCAGUUUGGGGACAGAGUUGAUUGGCUGCGAGCACUCGCGCGUCCCAGCAGCUUAUCGACAUGGAGUGUGAGGCGGACAGGACGGCAGCGUGACGAAGGCGGAUGGCGAGGAUACGCGAACUGCCACAGUCAAUUACCUUGGCCAGGCUAUGGAGUGAGAAUAUCGUUGCACUUGUUGAUAGAUUGAGGUCCCGUGAACCAUGACUCAAUCAAAUCGCGGCUCACACGAUUAUCCCCUCUCGCGAGAAUUUCGGCCUCAUCGAACUUGAAUGUGUGGCCGGGUCUCGUCGAAGGGACCACGACCUGAGUGUUGGAGUCAUUUCUCCGUACCGCUGCCGCGUGUUCGGAAAUUCGCGUCUGGAGCAGUCUUCCAGUUUCUCCGACGUAGUUACUUUGUCCGCAACUGCACCAGAGCCGGUAAACGACUCCAGAUGUUUCCUGCCGUGGCAGUGGGUUUUUUGGUCUCAUCAUCUUCGGUCUGUGUUCAACUCCAACCCCAAGUAGUGCGAGAGGGCGACUAACGACCUCGAAGACGUUCUUGAUGUACGGGAUCGCUCGCCAGCAUUUGGGUUCGGCACGAUUUUGUCGCUCGUCUCGAUCGCGCAUGCACCGGUUGACGAAGUUGCGCGGGUAACCAUUUUCUCUGAAGACCCGUCGAAGAUAUUGGGAGUCGGCAACCUUGUCUUCCUGUCCACUGCAGUGCGUCUCAGCACGCCAAUAUAGCGUUCUUAAGCAGCUGCGUUUGUGGCCGAUUGGGUGGUUGCUGUUGAGGUUUAGUACUUGCAUCUUAUUCGUCAAUUUCCUGAACACUUUCGUCUUUAGGCCACCACAAUAUUUGCGACAGACGAGGACAUCAAGGAAUGCCAGCUGGUUAUUUUCCACCUCCUCCAUCGUUAAUUGUAUGUCCGGGAAGACGCUGUUGAGACGUUCUUUGGACGUUAACACUUGAUUCCGUUCGAUAACGACGAAGGUAUCGUCCACAUACCGAACCCAGAAUUUCGGUCUGUGGUGUUGGAAGACUAGCGACUCUAACCGCUGUAGGACCGCCUCGGCUAUGAAUCCCGAAAUUAGCGAGUCCAUUGGUGUUACCUUCACACGCUCAUAUAUUGUUCCGUCAAACGUGAAGUACGUCCUGAGACAGAACUUUAGGAGCUGGAUAAUUUGGGCAUGUCCGAGAUGAUUCUCAGUUUUAUUGUAUUUGCUUCGUAGGAGUAGCUCGACGGUCUCCAUUGCCAGAUCCUGGGGGAUAGCAAUAAAGAGGGACGUGACAUCAAAAGAUACCAUGACCUCAAUUGGCAAGAGACUUACUCCUUUAACCUUCUCCAGGAAUUGUGUUGACGAAUUGACAGUUGUGUCCGGAUCAGUGGUCAGAAAUUUGAGUCGCCGGGACAGCCAUUUUGCCAGCACCCUCCUUGUGCACGUUAGGGAGACCAUAGAACCUGGCCAAGGCCUUUUCUUGAGCUCUCGCCAUGUGCCGGUCUGUCGGUGUUCUCCAGUGCCAACAGCGUCGCAUUCAUUUCGCGUGUCAGCGUCUUUACGGGGUUGGUUUCACAUGUGACAUAAAACUGGCAAUCCUACAGUAGGUUUUUGGCUUUCUGAAGGUAGUCUGUUCUGUCCAGUACGACGGUAGAACGCCCUUUGUCCGCGGGCACAAUGACGAUGUUCUUGUCGGCCUUGGGUUGUCUUUGUGCAUCGCCUUAGACCUUUGGGAGUAUUUCGCGCGACUUGUGAGCCAUAAGUGGGGACGACGCUCGGUGUCGGAUAAGGUUUUUUGUCUCCUCCGCCACUUCCGUCUGAUUAAUGACCGAUUCCACGGCUGCAAUCAUGUUGACAGGUUUGGCGUCAGCUGUGUUGAAUGAGGCUUAAUGUCAUAAAACCUGUACUUGCUCCUUCGUCAGUUCCUUUGACGACAGGUUGUGUACCAGUGUGCCGCCUCUGGAUGACGUUGGAUCAGGCAGUUUGUGGAAUUUGUUCCCCAGUGUUGCAUCGCGUGUCGCUCUCUGCUCGCGGGCUCGUUCAGUCACUUACUGCUGAAGCAGAUUUGUGCCGUUCUCGCCCAUGAACUCGCAGCAUCUGGCCUUCUCUUGGUCAAUUCUCUGACGGUAUUUGCGAAGUCUGGCAUGGCAGUCUUGGAGGGGCACGCGGAUUAUACGUCUUCCGUGCUGAAAUACUGCGCGUCUCGUCAGCUCCGUGUUUAUCAGGGGUUUGUAUGAAACACACUUAUGCAACACCUGCGCAGAAACCGGAUCUGGGCAUAAGUAGAGGCCUCUUGAUGGGCAAACGUUUCCCAUGGUCCGGCCGAUCGGAGAGCGUCGCGCCCAAACAAAUUGCCGAUACAAGCAAAGAUGCGAUUUCCAGGAACUAGUUGAUAGGAAGAAGAAGAGGAAGGAGAAGAAGAAGAAACGAACACUGGAACAAGAGUUUUAUUCGUCUGACAUUUUGGAUUCUCACUUGAACCCACCAUCAGAGACAGUGGCAGAAACCGGUGACUCGUGCACAGGAAAUUGCAGUAUACAUAGGAUGCAAUCACUAUGCUAUCGCAUACCUAUAGUAAGAGGAGCGCUGUUAAUUAAUAUAGGUAUGCGGUAGCAUAGCUACUGCAUCCUAUAAAUACUGCAACUUACUAUGCACGAGUCACCCGUUUCUACCACUGUCUCUGAUGAGGGGUUCAAGUGAGAAUCCGAAACAUCUGGAGAGAUUAUUGUCUGCGUGUUUUGCCCUUGUAAUUCAUAACAUACUGAUUCUGACUUGACAUCAUUACAAGUCCCGUCAUCCAGUUCUUUUGGCAUGGCUUCAUUUGUCUGUCUGAUCACUCAAAUUUGCUUGGCGUCUGAUUCCAUUACAAUGAAAAUUAGCCAUAAAAGACCACAAACCGAGUGAUAAAUAUGAACAAUGUCCAUAGGCAUCGCAGACCCAGUGGAUUUCGUCGGUCAUGCCGGGAUGUCAUUUUGAUAAAUCUCAACACAACAUUUCCACGUAGUGUGACGAUUCUACCUUUUACUCGGGGACAACAUUCAUCUGUUCAGUUUUUGGAUUUAAUUCUCUCGUCUUUCUACCUGUGCUCUAUGAUGCCUAGAUCAAAACCAACCGACAGAGCACUCAUAGCAUUCCACAUCACGAAUUUCAUACAUUGCAGUUUCAGCCGGUGAAUGAAUAGUCAUCAUAUAAAGUGCAUACCAUAUACUGGGUAUUAAUUUAAACACCAGAAAAAGUCAGAUCGAUUGUCGUGAUCAGGUUGAUUCCCUCCUGCACUUGGACGACGAAGAAACAUUAGUGGAUCAUUGGAUUGGCUGCCGUCUGCAUGACCUCGUCAUAUCUUAAGCCAGCGUGGAAGGAACAGGUUCCGUCAAAUUGUUCUCGAACGAAUUCUUACGGAGGAACUUCUUCUCCCGAAGUUUGACAGGACGAGCCAGAUAAAGAGCAUCAAAUGACAUUAACAGCGUUCAACGGUUUUGCGUAUUUCGUCCAGCUGCUUAUACCACAUAUGGUGAUAAUUUGUAUGUCUGCCGAAAGGUUGUUUAAAGGCCACAAUAUAUCACUCACAAACGCAAACUAAGCGUGCUGUUGGGAAUGGAUUGGGCAUGGUCGUUGACUCGGAAUCUUCCUUUUACGAGCGGAAGGUGUGUUCACUCUCGAGCGGAAGUAUUAUACGCGGCAUAUAUGGCAGGCUAUUACGCUGAUACAGAAUUAAGGAGUAAGACCAGUUGUCAAUUCCUCAAUCGCGCGUAUCCACAACCACCGUCCACAAACUCCUCUUCGCCGACGACUGCGUCCUCAGCGCCACCUCCGUCGCCGGCGAGAACUUCGGUCUGGUCAUCAACACGGAGAAGACUGUGAUCAUGCACCAACCGCCACCCAACACAGCCUCUCCCCACAAUGCUCCACAGAUCAGCGUGAACGGAACCCAACUGCAAAUGGUGGAGAACUUCCCGUACCUGGGCAGUACCCUCUCCCGCAGCACUAAAAUCGAUGACGAAGUCGCUCGCAGGAUUUCGAAAGCCAGUCAAGCCUUCGGCCGCCUUCGACGCACAGUCAUGGUCUCCAGUUCAGCACAAAGCUUAAGAUGUACAAGGCAGUCAUCCUCACGACGUUGUUGUACGAAGCAGAGACUUGGACGGUGUACACGAAGCAGGUACGCCGACUCAACCACUUCCACGUCAGUUGUCCUCUUCGCAUUUUGAAGCUGAGGUGGCAGAACCGGAAUCCCCGACACCGAUGUACUGGAAAGGACGGGAAUUCUCAACGUUUACACCACGCUGAUACAACUGCAGCUGCGUUGUAGCGGCCAUCUGGUGCGGAUGGACUACGCGAGGCUACCUAAACGACUCUUCUAUGGAGACAUCGCCGCGGGUUCCCGCCGCCAAGGACGUCAAAUUCGUCGCUACAAGGAUACCCUGAAAUCCUCCCUGAAGCGUCUGCAAAUAAACCCGACCAACUUGGAAGACCUCGCCCACGACCGAGCGACUUGGAGGAGGACAGUGAAGACAGGCGCUGUGAUGUACGAGGACAACCGCAUCGCCGCCACCAAAGUUAAACGUGAAGCACGCAAAUCACGACAACGCACAACCGCCACCAACGUGUCCACGGGGACAACUGACAUUCCGGAUCAACUGCAUCGCUCAGACGGCACAACCCGUCGUCCCUCCGUUCGCCUCUUGCUCGUCCUCUCCGCCGUCAAUUUACUCUGA